Messenger RNA from Charadrius vociferus (killdeer), 801 nucleotides. It is a transcript of the gene UBE2G2, whose product is annotated as ubiquitin-conjugating enzyme E2G 2. The transcript is spliced from 5 exons. The record is from RefSeq and is a predicted model, not a curated record. The coding region runs from base 67 to 480 and encodes 137 amino acids. Lineage: Eukaryota; Metazoa; Chordata; Aves; Charadriiformes; Charadriidae. Gene Ontology annotation, cellular component: endoplasmic reticulum; cytosol.
CUUCCUUGUGUUUUUGUUUUCACAGAGCUGACGCUGAACCCACCAGAAGGGAUAGUAGCAGGUCCCAUGAAUGAAGAGAACUUCUUUGAAUGGGAAGCUCUGAUUAUGGGUCCUGAAGACACCUGUUUCGAAUAUGGGGUUUUCCCUGCUAUUCUGAGCUUUCCACUCGACUACCCAUUAAGUCCUCCGAAGAUGAGGUUCACAUGCGAGAUGUUCCAUCCAAACAUUUACCCGGAUGGGAGAGUUUGCAUCUCUAUUCUUCAUGCUCCUGGGGAUGACCCCAUGGGAUAUGAGAGCAGCGCUGAGCGGUGGAGUCCCGUGCAGAGUGUGGAAAAGAUCCUCUUGUCAGUCGUUAGCAUGCUGGCAGAGCCAAAUGAUGAAAGUGGAGCCAACGUAGACGCCUCCAAGAUGUGGCGGGAAGACAGAGAACAAUUUAACAAAAUUGCCAAGCAGAUUGUGCAGAAGUCACUCGGACUUUAAGCUCACAAAGAGACUGAGGUGUUUUGUAUUUCUCUCCACCUGAAAAGGAGCAGUGCUCAGUGCUGGUACCAAAAAGGAAAACUUUGCAAAACUAUUGGCCUAGUUCUUUUUAUCAUUUGUUAUUUAUUUACCAUGUCUUUUCUUCUUCCGCUGCUCCAGAGAAGCCUCUAGUUCACUCACAAAAUUAUGUGGAAAAGGGAUUUAAUCGUAGGGGAAAAAAUAUGGAGACAAUGCUGUUUCAAAGGCUGCUUGUUGCUACCUCACUUCGUGGUAUGGAAAGCUUGGAGACUUUGCAGUCUGCAGCCUGCCUCUGCCAAUCUG